Molecule: messenger RNA, 1460 nt
Organism: Malania oleifera
Lineage: Eukaryota; Viridiplantae; Streptophyta; Magnoliopsida; Santalales; Ximeniaceae
Product: transcription factor bHLH148
Exons: 3
Coding region: 411-1034 (207 amino acids)
Biological process (GO): regulation of DNA-templated transcription
Molecular function (GO): protein dimerization activity
Source: RefSeq, a predicted model, not a curated record
GAAUAAUAAUAGCAAAUUGGAUUAAGCAACCCUCCCUAACGCGUGUUGUCUUCCCAUUCCCCUUUAAAGCUUCCCCCACCACCACCCCCUCCUCCCCCCUCCACCAUCACCACCACCACCACCCUCUGAUCAGAGCCGGGAGCCCCCACCACCUCCAUAAUCGAAAGCAGCCACCCGCACCACAGUUUUAUUCAAUGGAUUCCUCCAUUUUGAUUUCCUCCCACACCCUGCUUCUCAAUUCCCUCUCUGCUUCUCGUCGAUGAACCUUUUUUUUUUUCGUGAAGAUUAAGACUGUUGUUCAGUUCCUGCAAGGUGUUAAUUCGUCGUCUGCUUCGUCUUCUCUGCCGCGAUCCGAUUCUUGGUUGCUUCGAAUCAUCGCGAGAAUAAUUUGAUUUCGGAUCAGUCGAGUCAUGGCGUCAUCCGUGAUCUCGAAUCCUGUGGCGAACUCCGACAGAUCGCGAGACUUGAAGAGGAAAAAGAAGAAGAUAAAAAGCCAAAUCAAGGACCAACACAACAACCACAGCAACGGCAAUAACCGCGCCAGAUGGAAAUCCGAAACCGAGCAACAAAUCUACUCCUCCAAGCUCCUCCAGGCUCUGCGCCAGGUCCGCCUAAGCCCUUCUCCCUCCGCCCCCCGCCGCGGCCGCGCCGUGCGCGAAGCCGCCGAUCAAGCCCUCGCCGUCGCCGCCAAAGGAAGGACGCUGUGGAGCCGCGCCAUCCUCACUAACCGAAUCAAGCUCAAGUUCAUGAAGCACAAGAGGCCGAGAGCGCCGGCGCCGCGUAACCUCCCCUCCAGGAAGCCGAAAGUGAGCAUUCUAAGGUUCAAGGGGAAGAAUUUGCCAGCGGUGCAGAGAAAAGCGCGCGUUCUCGGCCGGUUGGUCCCCGGCUGCCGGAAAGAACCCUUGCCGGUCAUUCUAGAAGAAGCUACCGACUACAUAGCCGCUCUGGAGAUGCAGAUUAGAGCCAUGUCUGCUCUCGCCGAGCUCCUUUCGGACUCCGGCUCCGGCGCCGGCCCUUCCACACCUACGUGCUGACUGUAUUUCCAGAUAUUACAGUGUUGAUGAUCCUUGAGGUUCUUAAUUAGAAUGAAUGGACUGACGAUGCAACCAUCCCUGUUUGAUUUCGUGACUUGAAAUGGCAGAACAAGCAGUGAAGAAGAAGAAGCAGCAGCAUUGUCGCAGUUAGCAGCAUUAAUUUGGCAGCUUCGUCGAGGGUCCAGCCUUUUCCCUGAACCAUUUUGGGUAAAAAUUCAUUGGGAUGAUCCAUCAAAGGGCUCUGCCCAAUCUGUCCCAAAAAGAUUUCCCAAAAAAAAGGGGUGUGCAGGGAUUUUGGUACAAUUUUUUUUUUUUUUGGUAUGGCUAUGUCUUUGCAGCGGCUAGCUACUUAAUGGCUCAUGGUUGGAUCCCCUGGUUCAUAAGGUUGUAUGCAUCAUUCAAUAAUAUUUUUACUUCAAAACUCCA